This is a messenger RNA of Betta splendens (Siamese fighting fish), 7246 nucleotides long. It is a transcript of the gene cpamd8, whose product is annotated as C3 and PZP like alpha-2-macroglobulin domain containing 8. Lineage: Eukaryota; Metazoa; Chordata; Actinopteri; Anabantiformes; Osphronemidae. The record is from RefSeq and is a predicted model, not a curated record. The transcript has 44 exons. The coding region runs from base 727 to 6339 and encodes 1870 amino acids. Gene Ontology annotation, cellular component: extracellular region. Gene Ontology annotation, molecular function: endopeptidase inhibitor activity; protein binding.
GCAGGAAGCGCACGCCAGCAUGAAUAAGAUGCUAAGUAAAUAAUCCUGCUCCUUCUGUUUGUUUUGUUGUUUUUUUGGUAGCAUUUUUCCAGCGCGACUGUCUUCGGUGUUUUCCAAAAUAGAGGGGAAACCAGCCGCAGCCUGUUGAGAUGCGAACGGGCCCGAAAGUAUGUAACGUGCAGGUAAUUUCCAGCGCUUUAACCCGCGGGGUCAGCGCUGCUUCACAGUGAAAUCCGCCAACGUCGCGCUGCGGCCGCAGAGGAGUGAGACGAGCCGCCGGAGUGAAUGAAGCGCCGCCUGACGCCGAUCGCGUCCCGAGUGGAAAAACACAGCGAGCAGCUGGAAACGGGUCCACGGGAGCAAGUUGCACGGAUUCCACGCGUCCAACAGCUCGCCGCAAUGAUAGUUUUUGCGCCGAAGUGGGAGGAGGACGCCUGCAAUUUGUAAUGUUGAAACAUGAGAGAACGGAACCGGGGCGGGUGAUGGCACAUGGGAGAGGACGGUCCGCGCACGACGGGCUGUAGCGGAAGAAGGGGGGGAGAGAACGGGCUCCGGCGAAGUGGGAUGAAUGCGAAAAGUGGAUCCGUGCUUGUGGACGGAACUCACUGAUAGACGGACACGGGCGUGGGCGCAGAGCAGCGUUCCAUUUAGCCUCCCAUCGGACGGGACUCGUCCCCCUCCACAGACGGAGCCGAGCGUCGGCAGCCUCCGCUCACUGCGGCCAAAAUGCCGCGCUGCUCCCUGACAGCGUUCAGUCUUUCGUGGACUUUGUUCCUCUGCAACGUGAACGGCGGCUACGCGCAAGAACCCCAAGGCUACCUGGUGGCGGCGCCGUCCGUGUUCCGCGCCGGCGUGGAGGAGCGCGUGAGCGUCACCAUCUUCGGCGCCGCGGCGGAGACCCGCGUGCAGGCGCAGCUCUCGGUGAAGGGCCAGGCGGUCGCCCACGGCAACGGCGCCGUGUUCGACAAAGGCACCGUCACGCUCAAGGUUCCCUCCGGACUCCGAGGCCAGGCUCAGCUGAAGGUGUGGGGGAACCGUCAUCUGACGGAGGGCGGCUACAUCUUCCACAACCACACCACCGUCACGGUGGAGAGCAAGGGCACGGCCGUCUUCAUCCAGACGGACAAGCCGGUCUACAAGCCCACACACAAAGUGCUUCUGAACGUCUACACGGUCACCGCUGACCUGAGGCCAGUGAACGAGGAGAUGGAGGCCUAUGUUUUGGAUCCAAGAGGAUCCAGGAUGAUCCAGUGGAGAAGCCUCAAACCCAUCUGCUGUGGGGUUGUAAACAUGAGUUUCCCUCUGUCUGACCAGCCUGUGUUUGGAGUGUGGUUUGUCUUUGUGGAGGUGCAGGGCCACACAUACAACACGUCUUUCGAAGUGCAGAAAUACGUGAUGCCCAAGUUUGAGCUGGUGAUUGAUGCACCUCGCUACAUCCGGGACCUGAGCUCAUGUGAGAAGGCCACAGUGAGGGCCAGGUACACGUUUGGGAAACCGGUGGCAGGAAAGUUGACGGUGAACAUGACGGUGAAUGGGGUGGGCUACUACAGGCAUGAGAUGGGCCACCCUGUGAUUAAAAACAUGGAGAUCAAAGGUUCUGCAAACUUCAGCAUUUGUGUUAAGGACAUGAUGCCUUUGGAUGUAGCUGAUCACUUCAGGGGAGCUGUGAAUAUUUGGGCGACGGUGACCAGCGUCGACGGGAGCCGGCAAACCACAUUCGAUGACUCCACGCCCGUCCACAAGCAGCUCAUCGACAUCAAGUACUCCAAGGACACGCGCAAGCAGUUCAAGCCGGGUCUGCCCUACAAAGGGAAGAUCGAGGUGAGCUUCCCCGACGGGAGCCCCGCGGACGGGGUGCGGGUGCGGGUCAAGGCCGAGCUCACCCCCAAGGACAACGUCUACACCAGCGAGCUGGUUUCCAAGGACGGACAGGCUAACUUUGAGAUCCCCUCCAUCCCCACUGCUGCCCAGUAUGUUUGGCUAGAGACCAAAGUCACGGCUAUUGAUGGAAGGGCAGUAGGAGAUCAGUACCUGCCCAGCUACCUGUCCAUCAGCAGCUGGUACUCUCCCAGCAGGUGUCACAUCCAGAUCCAGAGUCCCAGCUCGGCGCUGGUGGUCGGCCAGGAGGCCGAGCUGGGCCUCAAGUCCACCUGUCCCUGCAACUUCACCCUGCACUACGAGGUGGCGUCCAGGGGAAACAUCGUGCUCUCAGGCAAACAGCCGGCCAACGUGACGGCGGCCCAUCGGGAGAAGAGGGCCGCAGUCGUCUUCGAUAAAAACAUCCACACCACCCUCCCUCCUCCCGCCGCCUUCGACCCCUCCCCCCAGGCUGAGAUGGACAGCUGCGUGUCCUACCUCCGCUUUCCCGUCACUCACAGCAUGGCGCCGCUCAGCCGCGUGCUGGUCUACUACGUGCGGGAGAGCGGCGAGGGCGUCGCGGACGCUCUGCAGGUUCCCAUCCAGCCUCACUUCGAGAACCAGGUGUCUGUGUCUCUGUCGUCCAACGAGUCCAUGCCUGGAGACCCGCUGACCCUGCGCGUCCGAGGAGAGAGAGGCUCCUGUGUGUGUGUGGCCACUGUGGAUAAGAGUCUCUACCUCAUAAAGCCUGACUUCCACCUCAGUCCCGACACGGUGUUCAAAGAGCUUGCGGACUUCGACGUCUCCGAUGCCUUCGGCGUUCCCAGGGACGACGGCCAUUACUGGUGGCCGGGGCUGUCGUCGCGGAGACGCAGGCGCUCCUCCGUGUUCCCGUGGCACUGGGACAUCACCAAGGACGCCCGCUUCGCUUUCACAGAAACGGGUCUGGUCGUGAUGACGGACGUGGUUAGCUUAAACCACCGGCAGACGGGAGGAAUGUACACGGACGAAGCCGUUCCUGCCUUUCAGCCGCACACCUCCACCGUGGUGGCUGCGACGCACACUCGCCCCACAGCCAGAGCGGAGAAGCGGAGGCGAACGUUUUUCCCAGAGACUUGGGUGUGGCACUGCCUGCGCGUCAGCACGGAAACGGGGGAAGCGGAGCUGCGGCUGGACGUGCCGGACUCCAUCACGACGUGGGUGACGGAGGCCGUGGGCCUGUCGGAGGCGGGGGGGCUGGGCCUGUCCAGCAGGUCGGAGCUGCGGGUCUUCAAGCCCUUCUUUGUUGACUUCACGCUGCCCUACAGCCUGAUCCGAGGGGAGCAGACCAAGAUCCCCCUCACCGUCUACAACUACCUGCCAACCUGCUCCGAGGUUCACGUCAAAGUCUCCGUCCCCAGAGGCGUCCGCUUCGUCGGCCACCCCGGGAAGCACCUCACCAGGAAGAAGUGCGUCGCCCCCGGAGAGGCCGCGUCCACGUCCAUCGUUCUGUCUUUCACUGAGCUGGGAUCUGCCAACAUCACAGCUCGAGCGAUUGCCUACAGUGAACCCAGCUGCUGUUCAGACGGACUUGGGACCAGCAAAGCAGCCAAUGACGUGGAGGACAGAAGAAGCCCGACCGGGCUGGAUCACGUCCGCAGGACCGUUCUGGUGGAGCCUGAAGGCCUUCCCAGAGAAUACACCUACAGCGUCUUCUUCUGUCCCAACGAGAGGAUCCACAUUUCCACCCCAAACAAGUAUGAGUACCAGUAUGUGAAAAAGCCUGCCAGGAUGAGCCAGUUCCAGGUGGCCGUGAAGACCCACAACGACGCCCACUUCGCCCUCUCUGCCAGUCCCCACGACAGCGCAGAGAUGCUAGAAGUGGUCCUGGGGGGGCGGCAGAACACCCGCUCCUGGAUCUCGGUGGGUAAGAUGGGCGAGCCCCUCGUCAGCGCCGCCACCCCCGGCAUCCUCUCCUGGGACGAGUUCCGCAGCUUCUGGAUCAGCUGGAAAGGGGGCGCGGUGCAGGUUGGACACGGUUCACAUCCAUCCAAUGAAUCUGUGAUUCUUCACUGGAGCGGCCAGAUCCCCGGACAGGUGCAUCACAUAGGCUUCUCAACGGGAUGGGGCUCAGUUGGAGAAUUUAAAAUCUGGAGGAAGGAAGACUCCGAGGAGAACCACAAUGAGGCCUUCACUCUGGGAGUUCCACACAACAUGGUCCCCGGAUCCGAGAGGGCCACCGCAUUCAUGAUAGGGGACGUGAUGGGGCCAACGCUGAACAACCUGGACAAGCUGCUGCGGCUGCCCUUCGGGUGCGGCGAGCAGAACAUGAUCCACUUCGCCCCCAACGUCUUUGUCCUCAAGUACCUCCAGAAGACCCGGCAGCUGAGCCCCGACGUGGAGAGAGAGGCGACGGACUACCUGCUGCAAGGCUACCAGAGGCAGCUGACUUACAAACGGCAGGACGGCUCCUACAGCGCCUUCGGGGAGAGGGAUUCCUCUGGCAGCAUGUGGCUGACCGCGUUUGUUCUGAAGUCCUUCGCUCAGUCUCGCGGCUUCAUCUUCAUCGAUCCGGAGGAGCUGCGUGCAGCCAAGUCCUGGCUCAUCGGGCAUCAGUGGGACGACGGCUCCUUCCCCGCCGUGGGCCGCAUCCUCAAUAAAGACCUGCAGGGAGGGAUUCACGGGAAGAUCUCACUCACAGCUUAUGUGGUAGCAGCUCUGCUGGAAACAGGCAUAAACACAGAGGAGGAGAAGGUGGCGGUGGCCAAGGCCAAAGACUUCCUGGAGAGCAACACGUACUCGGCCGACGACCCGUACACGUCGGCGCUGUGUGCGUACGCGCUGGCGCUGCUGCGCAGCCCCUACGGCCCGCUGGCCCUGCGCCGCCUCAACCACAUGGCCAUCACACAAGAUGGACUCACUCACUGGAGUCUGACUGGCAGCACUGUGACGGACGAGGACACGUUCAUGGGCUUCAGCGAUGGAAUCUCCCAGUCGGUGGUGUCGGCCGAGGUGGAGAUGACGGCCUACGGGCUUCUUACCUACACGCUCCUGGGGGACGUGGCCUCAGCGCUGCCUGUGGUCAAGUGGCUCUCCCAGCAGAGGAACGCCCUGGGCGGCUUCUCCUCCACGCAGGACACGUGCGUGGCCCUGCAGGCCCUGUCGGAGUACGCCAUCCUGUCCUACGUGGGCGGGCUCAACCUCACCAUCUCGCUGGCCUCCACCAACCUCGACUUCCAGGAGACCUUCGAACUCAACAGGCAGAACAAGAAGCUGCUUCAGAGCGCCAGGAUCCCCAGCAUCCCCACAGGCCUGUUUGUGAGCGCCAAAGGAGAAGGCUGCUGCCUCAUGCAGAUUGAUGUGUCUUACAACGUCCCGGACCCGGUCUCCAAGCCAGCCUUCCAGCUCAAGGUGGACCUAAAGGAGUCAUUUCAGGAGCCAUACCAGCAGUCCUCCUCCUCCUCCUCCUCCUCCUCCUCACCUUCCCGUCAUUCCCAGUCGUCCUCGCGCUCUCGGAGCUGCGCUGACAACCGCUCUGAGCUCAACAGGAAGAGGCGCGCUCCAAUCGAUGACGACGACCCUGCAGCCCAUCAGGACAAAAUGGACUUCCACCUCUCCCUGGAAGUUUGUGCCCGGUGGCUUCAUUCAGGCUCCUCCAACAUGGCCGUCAUAGAAGUUCCAAUGAUUUCUGGCUUCCAAGCUGACGUUGAAAGCGUGGAGAGGGUGCUGAUGGACAAGAGAGUGGGUCUGAAAAGAUACGAGCUGAGUGGGAGGAAGGUGCUGUUCUACUUCGAUGAGAUCCCUAGUCAGUGCAUGACGUGUGUGGCCUUCCAAGCUGUCAGGGAAUACAUUGUGGGCAAGACAGCACCUGUUCCGGUCAAGAUCUAUGACUACUACGAACCAGCCUUCGAGGCUACCAGGUUUUACAACGUUAGCGAGAGCAGCCCCCUGGCGCGGGAGCUGUGUGACGGACCCACUUGCAAUGAGGUGGAGAGUUCGAGCAGCCAGUGGAUGGGCUUCGUGCAGGCAAACCAGUGCAACCACGUGUUCGGCUGCCUGGACGAGGAGCGCUUUGAGCGCUGCACGUGCUACAGGGACUGUGGGUUUGACGGGGAGCCCGUCUGUGGGUCGGACGGGCAGGUUUACCAGAACCAGUGUCAGAUGGAGGUGUUUGCCUGCCGGAAUGGGACACGCAUCAAGCAGGUCCCGCUGUCCUAUUGUCCCAGGAUGGCCAGCACGGUGGAGGACAGGCAGCCAAUACUGAGCCAGGAGACUGAGCAGCUCUCUGUGCCUGGACACACAGGUGAAGAGGAGCAGGGGUCCAUGGCAGAGGUGUCCUAUUACUCCUAUGAAUAUGACUCCGAUACGGAUCCCUUUCUCGCCGACGCGGAGGGAGGGGACCAUUACGACCUGUCUGAAGGUGGGGGCUACGCGGGGCAGAAGGAGGCCCUGUCCGAUGCCCAAACACCCACACUGGAAACAAGAAGCAUCCCUGAACGAUGAAAACCUCAGCGAGCGACGCCAAACCCGCCUGAACUGUACAUAUGUGAAUAUGCUGGUGAAUGGAGAGAGGAGAGCGACCUGGGACUUGUUCAACCUGUCGGGAAGAGAUUGUGGAGUCUGGAGAAUGAGACUGAAACUUUACGUGAGAGAGUGUGACGUUAGAUUAGAGUGGAAGCAUUAACAUGUUUGUGUGUGGGCUGAAUGUGACUGUGUUGUUAUUACGGUAGAAUCCUCCAGACUGUUCUUUUUCUUCCUCCUAUUCAUGAAUAGGUUCCACAGCGUCUGUUAUUCACUGUACUGCCUUUAUAAUCACUAGAACAAAUAAUCCAGUAUUUAUGUUUGUAAUUACACCCACUUUAAACAAAAUAUUUUAUGUUUUUCUAUCUGUGGUAUUUAUUUGUAGCUAGAGGACAUAUAAUUUUUACGUUAUACUUUUUGCCCCUGUUCUUUCAGCACAUGCUAUCAAACAUUUCUUUCCUUCCAUAGCAAGCUGUAACGCAGUUAUUGACAUGUUUGACGAAUCUCUUGCGCUGGAAAAGACAUGUGUUCACCAUAUGCUUUAUAGACACAUAAGCUGGAACAUUUUUCAUUCGUGAGAUUCCUCUGUUUUGGCGUUUCGCCUUUAUUCGACCGCACCGUAGACAUCGGUAGGAAACACAAGGGGGGGCGACACGAAGCCCUCGAACCGUGGAGCGCACAGGUCCGGGAGUGGACGCCAGCGUCGCCUUGAGAUUUGAUUGUACAGUUCAUAAGCUAUCUCUUGUUACAUUUUGAUUGGUGAAGCAGUCAACAUAAAAAAUGAAGUUUUUGAAUUCCUGUAAAUGGACCAAAUUUGGUUAAACUCCUCCCUGGUAUCAAAUAUUGUAGUUUUUAAAGCAAAUGAGAAUAAAAUGUGCGUAGAAUCCGG